Pollicipes pollicipes is the source of this 294-nucleotide messenger RNA. RefSeq lists its product as uncharacterized. The record is from RefSeq and is a predicted model, not a curated record. Lineage: Eukaryota; Metazoa; Arthropoda; Thecostraca; Pollicipedomorpha; Pollicipedidae. The annotation marks the transcript as partial. The transcript has 5 exons.
AUGUCGCACAUCGGCGUGGUGGCGGCGUACCUGUACGACUCGGUGAUCAUCGAGGGGUCCGUCAUCAAAAUGGAUGACAACGGCGACUCGGAGGGCAACUUCACCGUGCUGGCGCUCAGCGGCAACUGCAACAUGACCAUCCGCUACGUGAGGAGCCACAACUACACCCUCAGCUGCCACAACUGCAUGAAGCCCUUCGGCCAGUUCUAUCUCACCAACAAGUCGCUGCCGGAGUUUCGACCCGACCACGGUCGCACGCCGCCCUGGGACGGCAGUGGGGUGCCCAUUCAGGAG